Molecule: messenger RNA, 933 nt
Organism: Halichondria panicea
Lineage: Eukaryota; Metazoa; Porifera; Demospongiae; Suberitida; Halichondriidae
Product: tubulinyl-Tyr carboxypeptidase 2-like
Exons: 5
Coding region: 15-860 (281 amino acids)
Biological process (GO): regulation of angiogenesis
Cellular component (GO): cytoplasm
Source: RefSeq, a predicted model, not a curated record
GUAAAAAGCUACAAAUGAUAGUCCCCUUGACAACAAAUAAUUAUAAACAUAAGAUGGGAGACACUAACAGCUCUACUAGUGACCCUCCAGCUACUAAAGAGACACCUACUAAAGAAAGUUACUGGUGGCAUGUGAACAAAGGUGGAUUUCCCAUACCACAACACACCUGGGAGAAGCUGUGGUCCCAUGUGAUCGAUGUUCACCCUCAGGGGGACUCGUUGGUCCGGGAGAUAAGAGGGAGGCCUCAGAAGAGACCCCCCACUCCCACAGCACCAACUCUCACUCAAAAGUCUCCUGUUCCUGAGAGCUUACAGGCAGUACAGAGCUAUAUGAACGAGCUACAGUAUAAUCACACAGGCACACAGUUCUUUGACAUUCGUAAGAGAGGCCCCCUGUCAAGAUUGAUGGAUUGUGCUCGAGAGAUAUUGAGGGAGUCAUUGCCCAUCAAGUGCCUUGAGGCAGUGGUCCUCUCCCUGUACCUCACCUCACCACUGUCCUCUGUGCAGAGAUUCGCUAUAGGAUUCAAAUCAAAGUUUGGUGGGCUUUACUAUCGGCACAUUGUACUGGGCAUACAUUGGAACAGUCUGUACGGAGCUUUGGGUAUGAGCCGCAGAGACAGCCUCAUGUACAAGCCCCUGUCAUACACGUCUUUGGGGGACCUCAUUAUUGACUUCAUUGAGUCAUACAGGGAAGUUGGCCACUGUGUGACUAAGGUGAAGAUGAGCCCCCCUAUCACACACGACGUCACUAAUCACGCCUCUGUGCACUGGAAGCAUUUCUCACUCCUGAUGAAGGAUGUCAGCGAUGCAGACCUAAAGAGAAGCUUUGACAAGUACUCAAAAAUGCUCAGAACAAUGUGACAAUUUGACAAUUUGCUUUUUGUGAUCCUCAUGCAUAAUAAUCUGUCUCAAUAUCAACAAUUUCAUGACCCAA